Paramuricea clavata is the source of this 263-nucleotide messenger RNA. NCBI's taxonomy places the organism in Eukaryota, Metazoa, Cnidaria, Anthozoa, Malacalcyonacea, Plexauridae. The record is from the annotation of a GenBank genome assembly.
AUGAUGUGGUGUCGAAAGCAGAGCAAUAUAAAUGGCAAAAACAAGAGGAAUUCACGACUAAACAAUACAAGGACCAACUGAGAUACAUCAAAGCACUUUUUGGGCAGAAAAUCAAACUUGAAUAUCGAACAUACAACAACGAAAGCGACAAAACCAGAGUGAGAUUACUGAUACUUGAAAUUACAAAAUUCGACGGGGCAAUUGAGAACUGGUUACCAUUCUGGAAUAAAUUUGAAGUGGAAUUGACUCCUCGGACAUGGUAG